UAUUCUGAUGGUUUGGUCUGUGAACUCAGUGAAAAAUACUUUUAACAGUAAAGGAAUGUUGGUGUCUUUCAGCCUUGUCUGUGCAACAUCAUGUGCCCUUUAGUGAGCCCCUCACCCUCCCUGGGGUCCUGUUAGGAAAGCCAUAUCCUGGGCAAGAUGCUCUAGAAUCUUGCAGGGAAAAUAAGGAGUUUGGUUUGGUGUAGUGGGAAGAACAUAGAAGUCUACUCCAGGAAUUUUCAUUUUAAUCCAGUUGGCUCCUGCAUGACCCCAGGGAAAUCACUUAAACAUUCCAUCUCUCAUUUUCUUCAUUGUACCAUGGGAAUUUUAGUCCCUGGUCUGGCCAACUUUAGUGCUGGUAUGAGGAUAAAUGGGACAGAGAUGUGAAGUGUUUUUUAAGUUUACUGGGCUUCAUGCAGGCAGCAUUUCAGGGGGACUCGUUUCAUUGUGGGUUAGGCAGGAACCUGCCCAGAACCCCGGCCUCUGAAAACACAUCCCGACUUCAGUGUCUGAGAAGGUCAAAGCUGCUCUGACAUGUCUUACAGAUGAGACUUCAUUUCCUAGGACAGCCUGUCUUGGCUAGAGCCCUAGGAGGUCAAGGGGACAGUGUCCCUAUAAUGCUUGUGCUGAGCCUGCACAAAGGAGCCCAGGCACUUUCGUGGUCCUCUUUGACUGCCCCCAUCCUCUGUAUCUCCCUCAGCUCCAGUAGCAGUGCUGGGUCUGGGGAGUUGGGAGCCUCCGCCCCACACCUCAGCACCUGCUUCUGCCUUGAAGAACUGCGGUAGUGGCUGCCGAAGCCUCGGCACUGCGCCUGCCUGGGACACUGUAAAGACCUUCCUCCUCGCGCCCUGCCUCCCCUGGCUCCUUCGCCCGCCCGCUGAAGUCACUGGUCUGUGCUGCAGUUAGAAACCCUGCCCGGAGCUGGAGCCACUGAACAGUGUAUUUGCUGGUCCUUACAGCAGGCUUCACCUUGACACUGCUGAGCAGAAGCCCAUCUCUGAAGGCCUCUUCUGCCUACUGGCUCUUGGAAGACUCUCUGCUCACCCACUGCAGACCUUUGCCACCCAUGCUGAGAUCCACCGCACGGUCCUCAGCCUAGGAAACUUCUCUGUACAACACUGCUUUGAUCAAGGGCCACCCUCCCUCGCCCCAGAACUCUCAGAUCAACCCCACAGACUCAUCGGAUGAAGAGUGCCUGAGAGACUAAUGGUCAGCUUUCCUUAAGAUGGAGAAAACAGAUGCCAAAGACCAGCCCUCUCAGGUGGAUGAAGAGAAGGACCCACCCAAGAGCCACCCUUACUCCGUGGAGACCCCAUAUGGCUUUCAUUUAGAUCUGGACUUUCUAAAGUAUGUGGAUGACAUCGAGAAAGGAAACACCAUCAAAAGGAUUCCUAUCCACCGACGGGCCAAGCAGUCCAAGUUUAGCACAUUGCCCCGAAACUUCAGCCUUCCUGACAGUGGGGCUCGGGCCCAUGCUGCUCUUCCCCACUCACACUGGUCCCCAGUGGUGCCAAGGAAGGUGUCACAUGAGUUGGAGGAGCGAGCCCAGACACGGCCACUUGGCGAUUCCUCCCAAGCCUUAGCCAGCGGCAGCGAGGUGAGCUACCAUAGGAAGGCCCUGCUGGCCGAGGCCACCAGGCAGCUGGGGGCAACUCCUCCUGAGGAUGCUGAACUCUUCCCUGGGGGUGGACGGCCCCAGCUUUUGAGAGCAUCCAGCAUGCCAGCCACACUGCUACAAAACAGGGCCUCCGAGGAGCCCAGCCUACCCUCAGCUCUCCCGCCACCUCCUGUCCUCCCUCCACUUCAGGGUGAAGGCAGUGAUGUUACCUUUGGCCCUGCGGAAGGAUUUGCAGGUUUUCACAGCUCCAGCCCACAAGCAUCGACUCAACCAAAAGACAGAGAGUUUGGAGACCUGGUGCCAGGGAUUCCAGAGCUGGUUCAGGAGGGGACCAAGCCUCUGGGGGGUAAAGAGGAGGCUCCAAAUCACCUCUCUUUCCUGGCUUCUCCUUCCUCAUCCCAGAGUGCACUCGUAGAGGAUGCAGAAGACAAACGUGAAACCAGAGAAGCAGAGGUGGUGAGCACUCCUGGCUCCCCAACACCAAGUCCCCCACCUCUGCCAUCACCCAUCCCUGAAAAUGAUCUCCCCCUAGAAGAAAUUGAGCUCAACAUCAGUGAGAUCCCACCCCCACCACCUGUAGAGGUUGAUGUAAGAAGUAUUGGUAUCAGGGUGACAGAGGAAAGCCUGGGCUUUGCCAGGGUGGAUCCCAGUAGUAUCUCCAGCCUGAAGCAGCAGGUCACAGCCCUUGAGGGUGAGUUGUCUGGAAGGAGUGAGGAGCUGGCCCAGGCCAGAGCUACCCUCCAGCAGCAGGAAGAAGAAAUCAAGGCCAGGGAACAGAGGAUUCAAGAGCUAGAGUGCACUGUAGCCCAACUAGAAGAAAAGCUUAGCCAAUAUAAUUCCAAAGACACUCAGGGCCAGACCGACGCCAUGGUGAACACUGACCCUCUUCAUGGACUCUCUACCAGGGAGGCAUAUGACAAGAGCAUUGGGGUCAACCUCCUGGGCAUGACAGAAUCUGAAAGCUGGGAGGCCAGAGGAGAGGAGAAUGGGCUCCUAUUGGGGCAAGGCAGCCACAAACAAGGGGAUCAGAGCCCAGCAGAAUGUAUGCUAUCACCCCCGCUCUCACUGCCGCAGGGACCUGAGAUGGUCCUCACCUCUUCUUUACAUAGCUGCCUUUCCACUGAACUCAGGAUAGAAGAAGUAGGUUCUGAGCAGGAGGAAGGCCCUCAGGUAGGAACCGAGGGUCUGGCCAGUGAAGCAGGAGGCCCUCCAUGGAGCAGCAGCAGAAAGACUCCUCCGGCAGGGAGGGAGAAGGCUGGUCCAGAGCUCCCAGGGAAGGAGCGCCCAGAAAGGCCACCAAGCUCACCCACAGAUGCCACUAUUGGGCAAUACGUUAAGAAGAUCCAGGAGCUCCUGCAAGAGCAGUGGAACUGCUUAGAACAUGGAUACCCAGAGCUGGCCAGCGCCAUCAAGCAGCCAGCCUCCAAGCUCAGCAGCAUCCAGAGCCAGCUGCUGAGCUCUCUCAACCUGCUGCUGUCCGCAUACUCGGCCCAGGCUCCCCCUCCGGAGCCCCCUGCCCCCUCCUCCUUCUCCCCGCCAAUGGAGAUCUCCCCGCCGACCAGCCUUAAAUCCAUAAUGAAAAAGAAAGACUAUGGCUUCCGUGCAGGAGGUAAUGGGACCAAAAAGAACCUUCAGUUUGUUGGGGUUAACGGUGGCUAUGAGACCACCUCAAGUGAGGAGACCAGUGGCGAGGACAGCUCCCCUGAAGACUUGUCGGACAGUGAAGCUGAGAAGAAAUGUGAUGGCCUCGAACACAGGCGGGGCAAAGACACCCACCCCAGCUACGAGACCAGGCAGGGCGUCCCUGAGGGCACCCACAAUGCAGGCCAGGAAGGCAGGCCUGGGGAGGAAAUCCCCCAUCCCAAGGCUGAGAGAUAUAAACCCUCUGAAGAAUUUCUUAAUGCAUGCCAGGCAUUGAGCCAACAUCUGCCAGAAAUUGGAACCACCACCGACCGACUCUUGAGGCAAAGCUUGAAUACCAUCAGUCAAGAGUGGUUCCGAAUCUCAAGCCGGAAAUCAUCUAGCCCUGCUGUGGUGGCCGCCUACCUCCGCGGGGUCCAGCCCUACUCUCCCCACUUCCUAAAGCUGCUUGUCAACUUGGCUGAUGGCAAUGGGAACACAGCCCUUCACUACAGCGUGUCCCAUUCCAACUUCUCCAUUGUGAAGCUGCUGCUGGAGACAGGUGUCUGCAGUGUGGACCAUCAGAACAAAGCUGGCUAUACCGCCGUGAUGAUCACGCCCUUGGCGUCUGCGGAGACCGACGAAGACAUGGCUGUUGUCUGGAAGCUCUUAAGAGAAGGAAAUGUGAACAUCCAAGCUACUCAGGGAGGCCAGACUGCGCUGAUGCUGGGAGUGAGCCACGACAGGGAGGACAUGGUCCAGGCGCUGCUCAGCUGCCAGGCAGACGUCAACCUGCAAGACCAUGAUGGAUCGUCGGCCCUCAUGCUGGCCUGUCGCCAUGGCAACGCGGACAUGGUGCGGCUGCUCCUGGCACACCCGGCCUGUGACAGCAGCCUGACUGACAAGGCUGGCCACACGGCUUUGUCCAUCGUUCUGAAAUCCCCCGCCCAUGUGGAAAUUGCAGGGCUGCUUCGGGCCCACGCGGAGCAAGGCAGGUCCCCAGGGCCAUAGGGGCUUCGGAAGAACUGGCCAAAGGAAACAAAAGGCGCCUUCUCUGAACUCCUCCCUCACCCUUGGAGAGGGCAGGGGUCAUAGCCAAGGGCCGCCCCUCAAAAGAAGAAACUAUGUCAAAUAUGCGCAUACAUUCCUGGUGUAUAAUUCUGCUCAUUAGGAUGCUUUGUAGUUUUUGCCUGAGGCCAAGCCCCGAAACUACACGGGCUUCAGAGCAUGGUGCAAGGUGCAGGGUUCAUCGGUGUCAUCUAAAAAUCCCAAACAUCUUCAGACGUGAAUUCCUCUUGACUCUCCCCUCUGUAGCACAGUGUGGCAAGCGGGCAGGCAGGAGCACAUUAGAAAAGCAAUAUUUUUUACAUGGAAUUUUAAAGCACACCGUCUUUUUUGUUUUUUAAUCAAUUAUACACAAAUAUGUCCCAUUGAAUAUGCAUGUCUAGAGAAGAUGGGGAAGGGGUUUAAGCAAUCAUUUUCUCGAGGACUCUGUGAAAAUCACCACACAGAUGGUAAAACUGAACAAGUCCCCUUUGGGGGCUUCGUUUAGAUGGGGUCAAUAGAGAAAUCUUAAGUUCAGAAAAGCACAUUGAUGUCAAUGCCAGCUAUAAGGUCUUGACCAUUUCUGAGUUAAGGAGAAGGUUCAGUUUGCUGCAGAGAAAUGGAAUUAACUAGGAAAUCCAGUCCAGUGAAGCACACCACGAUAUAUUUAGGCGGAGUCCAGUUAUAUCAGCUACUUCAACCGGGCCAAAAAAACAUCAAUCUGAGUGAGCUUCCUCCUGGGGACAGAUUACUGUCACCUAGAAGCCACCUGGUUUCCUCCGUAUCCUCAUGGUAAUCCCUGGUCCUCUCCUUUCAUAGCACCCAUGAGCAAAUGUCUGCUGGUGGCUCCUGACUGUUGAGCUUUCUCGCCAGGCCGCAGCAGGACUGUGAGAGUGGGGAAGGAAGGGAGGGGCCUGCCCUGGGCUGACAUCUCGUUCCAUUGGAAAAGACUUCCUUAAGCUUCCAUAUUCCUUGGGGCCCACAUGUGCAUGGCUCAUAUUCAGUAGCUCCCACAGGUUAUCUAAGAAAUUGUUCUAAAAUUCUCUUCCGUGAAUGUCCCCUUUUACGAAAAGGAAAGGCAUCAAAGUUUGGAAAGCCUCACACUGAAAACUCGAAAGAUUUGAGUUCUCACUGUGGCUGGCAUGCCAAUUUGCUUUGUGCCAUUGGUGAGUCACGAAACUUCUCUGGGCCCCAAUUUCAUCAUCUCUGAAAACAGAAAUCAUCAUACAACCUACCUUCUGGGGCUGUUGCACAAAGAAUAGCUAUCGGAUGUUUUGGAAUCCAAUUUGUAAUCCUGAAAGGCUGUCUAGAGACAUGGUGCCGCAAACUGCUUUAUGCCGCUGGGAUUCAUAAGAAAGGCUCAGCGUCCCAGGGCACCAACACUGACGUGAUGGCGCUGCUCAGGGGUGCAGAAAAUGGAGCAAAUAAUGAGCUGAAAGUGCUUUAAAUGGAUUUAUUUUGACCUUCAAAACACAUUUAAGCGCAAAAAACUACAUUAAUAAAUGUUCUAGCCCAGUGCUUCUCUAUCGUUUGUGUGAAUACAAAUCAUGAUCUUGUUAGAAUACAAUGGGGCUGAGUGGGACCUGAGAUUCUUUGUUUCUAACCGGCUCCCAGGGGAUGCUGACGCUGAUGCUGCUGAGCCAGGGAGGACCACACUUUGAGGAGCAAGGCUCAGACCUAGCCUUACCGUUUGUGUAUUAAAAAGCUGUCUCUCCAUCAUCUGUCUCAAUGUUUUCUUGCACUUCUCUGCUCUUGGUUCUGGGGAGCUUGUAGUGCAAGUCUUGUUGGCCGUUGCAUCUCUGCAGACAGCAACAGGGGGUCCAUGCCCUAUGUUGCCAGUUAAGGGUCUCGUUCUGUAUCUUACAGGAGGGUGGCAGCUUUCAUUGGGUCACUUUAAAAAGAAUAAAUAAAUCUCUCAUGAGUCAAACUGGUCUUCCUAGAGCUUGAAGACUACUACUCACCUUUAUCAAAAAGAUUUUGUCCAUCCUUUCUAAGAUUUUUAACACUUUUAAUCUUGAGUUUGGAAUAAGAACACAUGAUCUCAUCCCUUAUAGCCAUUUCAUUCCAUGGGGGUGUCUGAGCCCAGACUUGGUGAGAUGAUCAAGCACAACAUACAGCUCCCCAGCCCCCUUUUCCACCCUGUUACUCUCUUACAGCUCUAGAAAUCAUUCAACAAGUAUCUAUUGAACACCUGCCUAACACUGCUCCCAGCACUAGCUUUUAGAAAAUAGCAAUGACCUCUUCUACAUGAUCCCAAAUUCCAUCUUUCCAGGACCUUAAACCAAGACCCCUCUGAUUAACACAUUUGUCAAGUGCCUAGCACAGCCAAGCCUUCAAACAACAUAAAUCAGGCUUCCUGGAGUCCAGAACCAAGCUCAGGUCUGGAAAGACCCCAGAUUUUUUUAUCCUCCUCAAUACCUUCAUGGUGCUUCGGGAGGCAAAACACACAUACAAUGGUAAAGAAUAAGACCAGGCAACAUUGCUGAUGCCACCAAUAUUUACGGAGUGCCCACUGUGUGCAGGCACUGAGCCACAUUAAAGACAUCAUAGUAGGCACAGUACAUUCUGUCACCUCACCAUCUACUUGAGAAAACAGAAUGGUAAGAAGUAGAACAGGGGGUCUUAGGAAGUCAGGGGAGGCUUCCUGGAGGAAGUGGCAUCUGAACUGAAAACUGAAAGAUUAGUGGUCGUUAGCCAGAAAAAGGAAGAGUGAAACAUGAGGAGAGGCGAGAGUGUGCCACGCAAAGAGAACAGUCCUGCCAAGGCUGAAGGAGAGCAAGUAUUUGGGAACCUUCAUUCAGUUUAAUAGGACUGCUGUAUAGAAUUUUAAUGAGACGUUGAGUUCAAAGGGUGGAUUUGGAAGAGAGAAACUGAAAAGACAUGAACAAGAUCAUAAAGUGCCCUGAAAACCAUGGUAAGGUGUUAUGGACUGAAUUGUGUCCCCCGGAAAGAUAUGUUGAAGUCACAACCUCUGUACCUGUGAAUGUGGCCUUAAUUGGAAUUAGGGUCAUUGAAGUUAUCAGUUGACAUGAGGUUAUACUGGAGUAGGGUGGGUUCUAAUUCUAUGUGACUGGUAUCCUCAUUAAAAAGAAAUACACAGAGACAGAGAAAGGACAGCCAUGUGAUAAUGGACACAGAUGUAGCUGUUAGUCAAGGAACAGCAAGGAUUUCCAUGAGCCACCACCAGAAGGUAGGAAAAGGGCAUGGAGCAGAAGGAAUCAACGUGACCAAUACCCUGAUUUGGACUUCUAGCCUCCAGACUGUAAGACAACAAAUUUCUCUUCUUAUAAGCCACCCACUUUGUGGUAUUUUGUUAUGACAGCCUUAGGAAACUAAUACAUAAGGAAUGUUCACUUUAUUCUAAAAGCAAUGGAGAGCUAUUGGAAGUCAGAUUUAAGACUGAGAGAUUCAUUUAUCUAACAUUCAUUUAGCACAUAUUUAUUAGCUUCCUAAGAACCAAAUCCAUUACCGCCAAGUUGAUUCCAACUCAGUGUUCCUAUAGUACAGAGUAGAACUGCCCCAUAGGGUUUCCAAAGAGCAGCUGGUGGAUUCAAACUGCCAACCUUUUGUUUAGCAGCUGAGCUGUUAACCACUGUGCUACCAGGGCUCCAUUAGGUACCUACUCUCUUCCAAGUACUACUGUAUUGGGGGCUGGAGAUAUAUUGGUGGGCAAGAUAGAGACAGAGCUUAUAGUUUAGCAGGGAAGAAAGACAAGUCAUUAUGACACAGGGUGAUGUAUAUUGAGAACAGGAAAGUACAGGGACUGUGGGAGUGCAGGGUGCUAUGGGGAUGAGUAAGUGGACUAUUUGGCCUAGUCUAAGGGGGGAGAAUGUUCAGGAAGGCUUCCUGGAGGGAUAUUUAAGCUAUGAAGAAUAGGAGUAGGAGUUAGCCAGGCAAAGAGGAGCAAGAGAAAGUUCCAGGCAGAGGGAGAAUCAUGUACAAAACCCCAAGACAAGAAGCAGCAUUAAUUUGGAGCAUUAAAAGAAGUUCAGUCUUUCUGGAGUAGGAAAGGGAAAUAUUGUAAGAUAAGGGCAGAGAGAAAGUUCCGGUAACAAGUUUGGCCUUGAAGAAAAUAGGAAUGCAGAAAUCAACAGUUAGGUUUACAUUUUAGAAAGAGCAUUCUAGUUUUUUUGAGCAUGAAUGACAUGUAUUCAACAAACAUUUGUAGACUAUCUAUUCAAUGUCUGAGUUCCAGAGUUCAUGGUUUGGUGGACAAGACAGAUGUAAGCCUACAAUGACUUCGUAAUGUGAUAAACGAUGAAGGUCUGAAUAGUGCUGUGGAGACUGACUUGGCCAGAGGGAGUAAAGGAAGUCUCGCAGAGGAGGUGGUUGUUGACCUCAGCCGUAAGGAUGUGUAGGAGUUUGCCAGAGCAUUGCAGAUAGAACAGCAGACAUAAAUAUGUGAAGUGUGAGAAGGCGUAGCAUGUCCAGGGAAUGGAGAGAAUUUCAGAAUGACUUCAGUUUGGGCUGCAUGGGAAAAGUGACUGGAGAGGAUAUUUGAGAGGGAAGCUGGGAGCUGUGUCCUGAGAAGCCUUAUAUGUCAAGAAUAGGAAUUUCGACUUGAGUUUGAACUUCAGGUGGGAUCACAGACCCCUUUGAGAAUCUGAAACUCUCUUCAGAAAAAUGCAAAAUUUGCAUGUGAUUUCAGUGAUUUAAGAAUCUGCAGUAAAAAUCGCACCCCUGUGGGCAGUGGGGAGCCACUGAAAAAUUUUAAACAAUAGAGCCAGAUUUGCACUUUAGAAUGAUCGUAGAAACAACUUGCUUGGGAGAAACUGGAGGAGAGGCUAGAGGCAAGGGGAUGAGGCAGGGAAUUCUCAUGGGACACUGGUUAUAAAAAAGUAAGGGCCCAGGCCACGGUGGUACCAGUGGGGAUAAAGGAUGAGUCUCUAUAGGAAAGGCGUCAGACAUGGGGAUAUGCCAGGAUUUGGUGACAAACUGGAUGCCGGAGAAGGGUCAAAUAUGAUUGACAAGAGAAUGGUAGCACCAUUGUCCCCAACAUUCAUUCUUUCCUUCCGCUUUAAUAAUGGAACCCCCAAUUUUUAGUUAGACAUGUGGCCAUCAGAAUAGAGACUCCAUUUCCUAGCCCCCACUGCAGCUUGAUGUGGCCACAUCACUAAGUUCUGGCUGAUAGUACGUGAGUGGAAGUGAUGUAUGCAAACUCCAGCUUCUGCAUUUAAAGGGCAGGAGAAAUGCAUUUCUCCCUUCCCACUGGCUGGAACAUGGUGGUGAAUCUCUUGACCCGUAAAGAUGAGGUCAACACCCUAGGGGUGAUAGACCAGCAAAUCAGAAAAAGCUUAGGUGCCCAACACCGUGAAGGUGCCAUAUCUGCUCUGAAUUGCUUAUUUCUCAACUGAUACGUGAGCAAUAAUCUUCUAACUUCUCUAAACCAAUGUACACCUCAAUCUAUGUUUCAGUAGGAGUUGGACACUCAGCACACUCAGCAUCCAUGGCGGUCUCAGGUGAGUGGAUGGGUGUGUGGAUUUCAGUGAAGGACGGGCCUGGGUGGAAAAGCCUGGGAAGGCCUUUCAGAAGGAGCAUCCUUUCAAUGGCUAGAGAAGGUAUAAUGGAUAUCUCCUUACAGUGCUGGUCUAUGUUCAUGGCACACAGUGAAAUCACCAGCCCACAGCCCUGCAGAAGUUAUAACCUAAUACGUUGCUCUAGCAGAUUCCUGGACACAGGCUUUGUACCACAAGGUAGCCAGUUCCCAAGAAAAUCAGUGCCUGUGAAAUGGCCUGGUAUGGAACUAUGAGCAAGACGAUGGAAUUACCUGAGGAAUUUGAAUGGAGAAACACAUAGAGUUUCAGACAAUAGCAGUGGGUUAUGGUUAUGGAGUGAAAAGAGAGAGAAAACAUGAGGCGGUGUGAGGCAUAGAGAGAGGGAGAGAGUUUGGGUGCGUAACUGUUGAGACAGGUUGAAAGUAUGUAUGAGCAAGGAGAAGCUAUGAGGUAGACAAAAGACUGAGAACAAAUAGAAGAAUAAGCCUAGAUAGUAGACACCCAUUGAGCUGUCUGCCAGGUAUGCAUUUCCUAGGAAUUUCCCUUUCUGUCCCCACUCAACUGCAGCAGGGUCUGCCAUGUUCCUACAAGAAAUCUCGACCCCUGGUCAUCUAAGGAUGGACACUGGAUGUUACCUGGGCCAAUCAGGUCCCUUCCCAGGAAUUGUGGAGCUGGGAUUUAGGAGAGUGAUUCAGUCUCCUUUCUGAUUGUCUGGGCUUUAACAGCAGCUGCUCGUGGCCAGGUUCAGUCUCGUGGACUGAGGAGCAAAAACGUUAUGACUGUUCAGCCAGAGAGAAUGAAGCAGAUGUUUAGAGCAAAGCAGGGCAGGGACACUGUCUUAGUUACCAGUACAAGUGGGUGACUUUAAUGUUCUGGAGGCUAAGCCCAAAUCAAAGUCUUAGCUGUGUCAAUUCCUUCUGUAAGCCUCUCUCCUGGUAUCUGCCAGAGAUCCUUGAUGUUCCUUUGCAUGUAGACAAUCCUCGCAUGUCAUCUGUCUUUCCCUAUGUGUUCAUGUCUUUGUGACUAUUCCGGUGUUUUACAACCCAGAAGUGACAAGACUUAGGGUCCACCCUACACUGAUAAGACCUCAACUGAUGGAUUAUCUUACAAUAUGGAAAGUAAUUACAUUACAUGCAGUUACAUUAUGUUACAUUACAUUACAUUUCAAGAAAGGUAAUCUGCUCUACCCCAAGGCCAACUGAUUUGAUCACAUGUAACCACUUGACAGUAGCUAGUGUUUGGCCAAAACAUUGGGAACUAUAGUCUAGCCAUGUUGACACAUAACACAGAAAUGGAACAAGAACUUCCUGGCUUCACCAGAGCAACCCCCUUGUUUCUUUCCUAAUGCACCAGUACAUACCUACUUUUGAAUUCCAUACUUAGUCUACUUGUUUAUGGUGGGAGGCAACCAAGUCCAUGGUGACUGGAAUCAGAUCUCACAGGUAUUGAAUCUCAGCUGGGCCACAUGACUGCUCAAGCUCUUGAUCUGUAAAAUGGGCAAUAAUAGUUCCUCCUCCAUCUUGUAAACAUUCAGCUGGAUCAAGCACCCAGCAUAGGGUUUGGCCCAUCUGGCAGGUGCUCACUAUACAGUAGUGUACUUCCCAUUUUCCCUGGCUGUUUGAUCCUUUUUCCCAGCCUCAGCUCCAUAAAAAUAGAAGCUCGUCUUUACUGAGUACUUAGUCCUGCUCAGGCACUAGUCUUAAGGGCUUCGUGUGUAUGAACUCAUUUACCCCUCACAAUGACUCUAUAAGAUAUUGUUUUAGUUACCUAGUCUGCUGUAACAAAAAAAUACUACAAGUGGGCGGCUUUAAAGGUUAGAAUGUAUUGUCUUACAGUUUUGGAGGGUCUUGGCCACAUCAAAUCCUUCUAUGGGUCUUUCUUCCAGUCCCUUAUGUCUACCGGCAAUCCUUGGUGUUACUUUGCUGCUUUUAUAUCCAUCUGUCUCCCUGGUCACAUGGUGCUUCUCCCUGUGUGUGUCUGUUUUUCCUUUUUAUAAGACACCACUUAGAAGGGGUUAGGUUUAGGACCCACCCUAAUCCGAUAUGGGCUCAUUAAAAUAACAACAGCAACAAAAAAAAGUUGCCUUCAAAUCGAUUCCGGCUUAUAGCAACCAUAUAGGACAGAGUAGAACUGCCCCAUAGAGUUUCCAAGGAGCUUCUGGUGGAUUUGAACUGUCGAUCCUUUGGUUAGCAACUGUAGCACUUAACCACUAUGCCACUACGGUUUCCUACAUAACAAAAGAACCCCAUAUUUCCAAACAGGGUCAUAUUCACAGGUACAGGGGCUAGGACUUCAAUAUAACUUCUGGGGGAAAAUAAUUAAAUUCAUAGCAGGCUGUUGUUGUUGGGUGCUGUCAGGUUGACGCCAACUCACAGCAACCUCAUGUGACAGAGGAGAACCCCUCAUCGGGUUUUCUUGGCUAUAAUCUUUAAGGAAGCAGAUUGAUGAGUCUUUCUCUCGCAGGGCCACUGGGUAGGUUCAAACUGCCAACCUUUCAUUUAGCAACUGAACGCAUAACCCUUGAGCCAAGACAUAGGUACUAUAAUUACCUGUUUUACAUAUUAGGAAACUGAAGCACAGAGAGGUUAAGUAACCAUUCAAGGCCAUGCAGCUAGGAAACAGCAGAUACAGGAUUUAAAGCCAGGAGAUCUGGCUCUAUGACUACAUUCCACUGCCUGUCCAGAGCUCUUCUUUUUCUCUUGUCCAUAACUCCGACUGGGAGGGGGGUGUCUGGAGCAGUGGAUGGACUCUGCUACCAGAACAAAGAUGUUUAAGGGACCCAGCAUUAAGUCAUCAGCUGACCUACAAGUCCUGCUGGGUAGCCGCAGGACAGAGGAGAUAAACAGGCAGAGUGUGAGGGACUGAAACAGCUGAGGAGUUGGGAUGCCCACACGCUCAGCAUUCCUGGAGAAUAAAGUUGCUUUCCAUCCAGGGCAUUGGUGGUCUGAACCAUAUGCAGCUUCUGUUGCCCCCCAAGGAGAGAAUUCCCUACAGCUCCAAAUCAAUUCCUUCACUCCCCUCCUACGGUGGAAACAGAUGGGCCUGGAAGUGGAGACCAGCCAGUGUCUGAGGGAGGGUCCCCCACCUGACUUCACUCUGCCCAGUCUCCACGUCCCCCACCCCAUCCCACUUCUGUGCUCUGUGAGACCUGGAAAUGGUUCCUGGGCCUUUGCUCUGAAGCAAACAGAACUGUUCUAUUGUGUAUUAGGGCACAUUCCCCAAUCCUCAUGUUGCCUUAGUGGUAAGGGAAUUUCCGCUCUUUUCCCCAGGAGGGAAAACUAUGGGGAGGAAACUGUCCUCAGGAGCCCCUCCCCCCACCCCCAGUGCUCAGGGAAAGAGGAGGACACACCCCAUCAGUGAGCUUGGGAGCAAGAGGAGCAAGGCUCAAGCCCUGUCUCUGUUCUAUCUGCUGUGGAGAGGACUCAAACUGGUCUUCUUUGGUCUUCUCUCCACCCCUUGUCAGUUCAGCAGAGCAGGCCUGUCCCUGGUGAGGGGACACUGCUGGCCAAGCCUUAGAAUGUGCAUUGUGUGUCUAAGCCAUGUCCUCCUUUCAUGGUGUAAUCUGUAAUAAAGUUGAUUAGUAAACCUGUCUGUCGUUUUAUCUUUCAAUGGGUUCCCAACUUGAGAGAUAUAAAAAGAGAUGCUCUUUAUUAUCCACUUCCCCUUCCCCUUCCACUCCCUGCACCACCCGCAAGCCCCACACACUCCCCAUUCAGCACACUUGGUUUCUGGAUAAGGUCUAGCCUGGUCCAGCUAAACCAAAUAAAUCUCAAAUCCAUUGCCGUCCAAUCUAUUCCGACUCAUAGCAACCCUAUAUGACAGAAUAGAACUGCCCCCAUCAGGCUUCCAAGGCUGUAAAUCUUUACAGAAGCAGACUGCU
Messenger RNA from Loxodonta africana (African savanna elephant), 13654 nucleotides. RefSeq names its product KN motif and ankyrin repeat domains 4 (gene KANK4). Gene Ontology annotation, cellular component: cytoskeleton; cytoplasm. The transcript has 11 exons. Gene Ontology annotation, molecular function: protein binding. The coding region runs from base 1223 to 4246 and encodes 1007 amino acids. Gene Ontology annotation, biological process: negative regulation of actin filament polymerization. Lineage: Eukaryota; Metazoa; Chordata; Mammalia; Proboscidea; Elephantidae. The record is from RefSeq and is a predicted model, not a curated record.